AUGAAUCACCACAAAUAGGUUAACAUUCUCUAUUAACUAAUUGAAAACCUAUAUCACAGAAUGCACAUCCUGGAAAAUGCCAAAUCAAUAGAUUACUAGCACAUGAAACAUAACACUAUGUCAAAGAGGUAUCUUCACUCACAGGACAACCUAAUAAAUAGUGAUGUAACAUACUCUAACAAAAAUUAGCAUUCUCAUAGUAACCAGGGGAACAUUCACAUUUUAAUCCUUUAAGAACUCUGUUUUAAGUUUCAUCACAAGUUAAGCAUCCAUUCAUAUUAUUUGUAAAACAAGUUAAACAUGUUGAAUGACAAUUAAUGCAAGAAUUAGAAAAUUCUUCAUAAAAUUUUUUAUCUGGACAUUUGCAAGUAUUGCCAUUAUGUUCGAUAUCAGAUAUGUCAUUACAAAUUAAACAAUCUGUAUAAGAUGGGCCAGUACAUGUUUUACAGAAUAUAUGGCAUUAUAAACAUAUUGAAUUGCUCAUUUAUGGGUAAUAUCCCUACAUACAGACACAUUAUCCAUUAACUUGCUCUCUAAAAUCAGUAAGAAAGCAUUCUAUACAAUAAUUUGUAUUUAAACAUUAUGUACAUAAAGUAGGGCAAUCAUGACAUUAAUUUAAAUCCUCAUAUUGAUUUUUUUUACAGACACAACCUAAUUUAGUUAAAGUAUAAGUAGCUGAACAACCUUAACAAUCAAUAGGAGAAGUACAAGAAGUACAAGAUGAAGGGCAAGUCAAACAUUUUACUUCAUUUCUACUGUAAUAUAAAUUACCUAAGCAUUCAGAUUAUGAGAAUUUUAUAAUAUUUGCAUUGUAUGUACUAUUCCAUAAGGUACAAGUAUAUUGAUCUGUGCAUUAUAAACAAAAUGGCUAACAUUAAUGAACAGCGAUGUAAUAAUUAAGAAAUGCACAAUAUGAUGUAACAGGUUCAUUAUCAAUACCAAAACAUUCCCAACACAUAUUUAACGAAUUACUAUUAUGGAUAAUUUUUUAAUAAACUCUAUAGGUUUUUGUUCCAUCAUCAUUUGGGUUUGAGACCAUAUUAAUAUUAAUAGCACUAGGAUUUGAUUCGAUAGUGUAAAUAAAUGAUCCACUUUAAGGAAAGUUUGGACCAAAUAAGAUUUCGAACCCUAUAGUAAUACUAUGAUGAGGAUCUUGUAUUUAGUGCACUCUCUAAAAUUUAGCCUAAGCCCAAACAUAAGGACCACCAAAAACUCUAUAAGUUUUCCAAUAUGAAUAAAGGAUGUCAGCACCCUUUAAGAAAUUUACAUUAGAUUAUGAAGAUGCUGAAAGUAAAGUAUACUAAUUUCUUUAAGUUAGAUCAUUUGCAUAAUCAAUAUAUUCUGA
Molecule: messenger RNA, 1345 nt
Organism: Paramecium pentaurelia
Lineage: Eukaryota; Ciliophora; Oligohymenophorea; Peniculida; Parameciidae
Source: the annotation of a GenBank genome assembly